Messenger RNA from Moneuplotes crassus, 2793 nucleotides. Lineage: Eukaryota; Ciliophora; Spirotrichea; Euplotida; Euplotidae. The record is from the annotation of a GenBank genome assembly.
AUGAACAGAUCAAACCAAACACACGAAAAUAGGAGUAAAAAUGACUUAGGGACACCACCAAGGAAAUUCUUCACUGUGACAGAGGUGAGAAGGUAUAAAUACAACCCUUACAUGAUGAAACAUGCUGGAAAUGAUCCUCCAAACAGAUGGAGCACAUUCAAGAAAAUCCUCAAAUCCAUGGGAUCCCUCUGUAAAAAGUACUGUAUACCCGACGAUCCUGCCAUGAGAAUCCACUCCCCUUCCAAACCCACCUCUAACCCCCACCUCACAACCCUCUCCCUCCAACCCUCUCGCCCUAAACUCCAAAACGUCGACAUCCAAACCCUCAAAACCCAACUAAACACCCCCUUCCCCACCCACCCUCCCUCCAGCCUCAAACCCUCCAAACCCACCACCCCUGCUCCCCUCCCCGCUCACCCAUCCCAAUCCUCCCCAACCACAAAACCACCACUUCUUCGUAAACGCAGAUACCACCAAAUAGAACAACUGAGCUACGCUGAGCUACAACUUAAGAGAGAUUUACAGCAGCCAGUCGUGCCUAGAGGGCAGUGGGCGGCCAAGAGGAGGAAGAGAGAGGAGAGGAAGGAGGGGGAGAAGAGGGAGGAGAGGGGAGAAGAGGGGGAUGAGGAGAGUUUGGGGGAGGAGAGAAGGAAGAAGGGGAAAGAGAAGUUUAGGAAGGAGCUGGAGAGGGUGGUUAGGGGGAGUAUAGGGAGUGAUGUGUAUGGAGAGAGUGUGAAGAGGAUUGUAGGGGAGGUUAUAAGGGAAGAGAGGGCGCAGAGUAAGAAGGAAACUAUUGAGUUGUUGAGAGAGCAAGGGAUUUUGCCUCCGGUAUGUAGAGGGAGAUUAAGUGUGAAAGAUAUUGGGGAUAAUCCGUUUUUGGAAGAUGAGGGCUUUGUGUUGAGUGAUGUUUCAGGAAAGAGUACUCCACAGAAAAAUGCUUCUCCUAGUAAAAUUAGCAGAAAGAAUAGUAAAAGCAGAAAGAACUCUUUUAAAGUGGCAAGAACAUCUUCGAGUAAAGAAAGGAAAUUUUCAAAUACAUCUAAAAGGACAGAAAAUAGAGAGAUACUCCAAAGACAAAUAAUCAUGCCUACUCACCCGAAAGGAGUUUCGCUUAUCAACAUAAAUAAGAUUAUAAAGAACUCGAAGUUGAACAAUAGAGAAGAAGAGAAAGAGCCUCCUAAGAAAAAGAGAAAUGAUCUAGAAAAUAUUGACAAAGCUCAAAAUUCAUCAAUCCUAUCCUUAAAGUCUACCAAGAGAGAAAUAAGCAGCAACCCUCUACUGACAAAAGAAAGCAAAUCCAAUGGAAAUCAUAAAAGAAUUCAGCAGGAGUCUAACACAAAAUCUCAGUAUGAAACAACUGAAAAUGGUAAAAAUCUUCAGAGAAAAUCAUUAACAGAUAAGAAAAUAUCAAAUGAUAAGAAUCACAAAAAGAAGAAAAAGAGCAGAUCCCGUUCAAAGAAUUCUCUCAUUCGUGGACAUUUGAAAAACAGUACUCGAAAAGAAAUCCAAAGAACCAUAAAGAAGAAAGGAGGAAAGAAACCUAUUCCAGAAACUACAGAGGAAGAUGAUUCAAAAGAUGAAUGCCAAGAAGUUAAUCUUAAAACUCAAGAGAAGAUGUUACCAAAGCCAAUUGUUACUAAGUCGAUUAUUACUGAACUUGUUAAUCCUGAACCAGUAAAUCCUGAACUGAUUAAUCCUAAGCCUGCUAAUCCUGAACCUGUAAAUUCGGACCCUGUGAAUUCUGAGCCUGUAAAUCCUGAGCCGGUAAACCCUGAGCCGGUAAACCCUGGGCCGGUAAACCCUGAGCCUGUAAAUCUUGAGCCUGUAAAUUCUGAGUCAGCAAAUCCAGAACAGGCUCCUCUUCAAGAGGCUUCUCUAGUAUCAAUUGCACCUUCUAAAUCAAAUAUUACUGAGGAGAAACAAGAGAUUAAUUCACAAGAGAAGAAGAAUCCUUUUGUUGCUUCAGCAACCACAACCUCUUUAGCAGCUAGUUCUUCAACUCCAGCUCCUUCUCUUUUAUUUAAAAAGACUAGUGAACCAAAACCUGCAGAGCAGAAUCAAGGAGUAAAACCUCGUUCUUCAGGUUCCUUGUUUGGUAAUGGUACAGGGUCGGUAUUUCCUAACAGCGAAAAGAAAUUGGCUCAAAAGUCAAACCCUUUCUUGUCAAACUCGAAUGUAAGAGAAGCCCCGGUAAACUUCUUUUCAGGCUCAAACUCAAAGCCCGAACCUCCUCACCAAAAGUUCUUCGGAAUGGAUCCAGCCGAACCACUUAUACAGACGUCCAUAGAACAGCAGGUGUUUAUUCCUCCUCCUGGAUCAAUCCACGCCAGCAAAAAGUCAACUUCUAACACUCCCAUGUCUGAUGAUGUGGGUAUGGGAGAAUCGACGCCUCCAACACAGAGUCCCACAAGACCACAGCAGAAUAAUACAUCCCUGUUUUCCUUCAAUGUACAACAGAAGCCCUCCCCAGGCCGGCUUUUUGGUCCCCAAGGGAGCAAUAGAUGUAUUAACUCGCAAUCCUCUUUAUUUGGGAAUAUGAGCACCCAAAAUCAGAGCAGUGGAAACCCUCUUUUCUCCAUGGGCCAAGCUAAACCUUCAAAUGCUAUAUUUGGAGUUCAAUCAUCAUCUAAUACAAAUAUGGGACAGACUAUGAGCCAAAAUGUUUCCAGCUGGAAUCGAUCUCCAUUUGCUAAUCCGCCCCCUCCAAAGAAGAAUAUGAAAAAGGACGAUGGCUUAUUUAGUGACAGAAGGAGAUAACCUAAACCUUAACUUUCAAUUUUACGCUUAAUUUAA